Molecule: messenger RNA, 7236 nt
Organism: Closterium sp. Naga37s-1
Lineage: Eukaryota; Viridiplantae; Streptophyta; Zygnematophyceae; Desmidiales; Closteriaceae
Source: the annotation of a GenBank genome assembly
AUGGAGGACGACGAUUUCGAAGAUCUCUACGGCGACGUGGGCGCGGCAUCCGUCCCCGCGAGCGCCGCCGCCGCUCCCGCAUCCGUGCGAUUGGCGUACGACUACGGGCUGGGCGGCGACGACGACCUCGAGGAUGCCGACGACGAGGCGCUGCUCUACGGCUCGUCGCUUGCCGCACCUCCCGCUCCUGCGAUUCCCGUACCCGCGAAAUCCGAGCCUGUCGACCAGAUCGCACCGCCAUCCUCCACCACCACCUUACCUACUCCGGAGCCUCUUAAGCCUAUUGCUAUAGCCCCGUCGAGUCCACCCCCUCCGGCCGCAUCCGCACCCAAUGGUCGCGAGACCGUGCACGCUACGCCGGUAGCAGCAGCAAUCCCUACCCCUCUCACCUCGCCGCCUGUUUCGCCUGCUGCCACUCGUCCGUCGAAUGCCGGAGAAGCUUAUGACGCGGACGGGGGAGCGGCACCCGGUGAUUCGUCGACGCCAUCGGGGAGAGAUGGAUCGCAGGAGCGCGGGCGCGGCGAGGAGGAGCAAGAGGAGGACGAUGAGGACGAGGAGGAUGCAUUUUACAAUCAGCUGUACGGGGGUGCCAAGGAUCGUGCAGAUGAGGAGGCGGUGGAGGAGCGGGGUUCGAGCCCCAGUGGCGGCAAAGCAGGCGGCAUUGGCGGGGAAAACCGCGCUGAUGAGGGCCAGCGGGCGGAGUUGGGCGCCGACGCCGCUGGGCCGACCUUGAACUCCCAUGACCGUUCUGCCUCCGCCGCCGCUGACGCUGCUGCUGUAUCGAAUGUGCCUGUAGUGGGAGACGUUGAGCGGCAUGACGAAAAGGAAAAGUUUUUUGGGGGAAUGAAAGCGGAGGGGGAAGAGGAUGCGGAAAUGGGGGAGGCGGAGGAAUGGCGGAAGGAUGCGGGCGCAAGGGCGGAAGGUGGUGUGGCCGCGGAGAGUGCAGGGGAAGGUGGCGCAGGGGGGGUUAGGGUUGGGACCGAGGGAGUGGGGGGGGAGCAGGAGGCAGCAGAGGGGAAGGAGGAGGAGGAGGAAGAGGAAGAGGAUUUGGAGAAGUUUCUAUACAGCGCGGAGGGGGACGGUGAUGGUGGGGGAGUAGGUGGCGGUGUCGUUGGCGGAAAGGAAGGCGCGGAGGGCGAGCAGAGCCUGUAUCCCUUCGCGGAGCUCGAGGCGGAAGAGGCGGAAGAGGCGGAAGAGGCGGGGGAAGAUGCGGGGGAGGAGGCGGAGACGUCAAAAGGCGAGCAGGGGAAGGCAGGGGGCGCAGCAGAGGGGCGAGGCGGGGACGAGCGGGUAGCUAUGGACGUUUAUGGGGAUGCGCGCGAAGGGCUUGGGGGACGGGCCGGGGUGGGGGAGGAGGUGGAGGCGGGGAAGCGCGAGGGAGAGGGGGAGGGGUUGGAAGGGGAAGGGGAAAUGAAGGCGGAAGAGGAAAAGGGGGUUGGGGGCGCAGAAGGGAAGGAGGCGGUAGCGGAUGGGGCGGGCGGAGCAGAGGGAGGGGGGGACGAGGAGGAGGAAGAGGAGGAGGAUGAGGAGAGUGAGGAUGAUGAUGACGAUCUGAUCAUCGUGGCCAAUGACCUGGUGCCACCUGUCGGCGAGUGGGACGAGGGCAUGGGGGAGGAGGGCAUGUACGGCAUGGGCGCAGGUGGGGAAUAUGGGGGCAUGCCUGGAGGCGCGGGGGGAGGCCAGGGGGAGGAAGGCGCGGAGGGCGGAGAGGGGGAAGGGGGAGGUGGGGCGGGGGGGCCAGGCACCCCGGCAGUGCAGGGGGGAGGGGGAGCUGGGCGCGGGUACCGAGUGACUCCGCCCUCCAAGGUGUUGCUCCUGUCGGGUCAUUCCCCCAUGGGCAUGGAAGGCACAGGCCUGGGCGCAACGCCCCCCGGCCCCCCUGGUUCCGCCCCUGGCGCGCUUGCAGCAGGGGGAGGGCCAGGGGGAGCUGGCGGGCAGGGGGGAGGGUGGGCAGGAGGCAUGGGGGGACGUAUUGGCGCAGGAGGCGCAGCAAUGGGGGGAGGGGCGGGGCAGCAGGGGCAGUACCAGCAGCAGGGCGGGCAGGGGGGGAGGCCGCCGGCAGUGUGGCAGCAUGGGUCGGGGAGGGGGUAUCACAUAGAGAUUAACCUGCCGCCCACCAAGACGGUGUUUGACCUGGACAUAGACAGCCUGGAGGACAAGCCAUGGCGGCGGCCGGGAGCGGAUGUGAGCGACUACUUCAACUUCGACCUCAACGAGGGCGCAUGGCGCCACUACUGCCACCGCCUCGCGCAGCUGCGGCUGGAGGCGAGCAUGCAGAGCCGCAUCCCCGUGUUUGAGUCGCGCAUGCCCACUGAGGACAUAGACCCAGAGAUGCCGCCCGAGCUGGUGACAGCUGUCACGCACGCCAUGGUCAGCCGCCCGCACGCCGACGCCGUCUUCUUCGUCGAGCGCCGCCCCUCCUGGGAGACCCGCCGCCCGCGUCCCGUGGAUGCUGAUGUCAUCAUCGAGGUGCCAGUGGCGGGGCUGGCCAUGGACGCACCUCCUCCGCACCUCCCUCCCCCCGCUGGCCCCCCUCUCGCCGCCGGCCCCCAUGCUGCUGCUGCUGACGCGCACAGGGGGAUGGGCGCAGGGGGGGUAGGCGGAGGGGGAGGAGCAGGGGGAGGGGCAGCAGCGGGAGGGUCAGUGGGAGGGGGAGGACCUAGUGGCAGUGCAGGGGGGGGAGGUGGGAGGAUGCAGGGGGAGGGGCAGGGAGGCAGGGCGGUAUCAGGGCAGCAGGGCGCACCUGGGGGAGGGCCAGCCAGCUCAGGUGGCACCCCAGCUGUUUCGUCAGGUGCCGCUGCUGCUGCUGGCCCGCCCUCCCGUGCUGCCUCUGUGGAGGGCGCAUCUGGCGCAGUGGCAGGCGGAGCAGGGGGCGGAGGCACAGGGGGACCGCCUGGUGCCCUCCCCCCACCUCCCCCUCUCCCCCGCGGACAGCAUCCCCAGUUCCCCCCCAUGUUCCCAGGGGGACCCGAUGGCAUGGGCAUGGGCGCGGGCAUGGGGCCAGGGAUGGGGGCGGGGAUGGGCAUGGGGGGGAGAGGCAUGGGCAUGGCGCGGGGAGGAGUGGGGGGGUUUGGCAUGGAGGGCGGAGGCAGGGGGCGAGGCAUGGGACCAGGCGGAGGGCACAUGAUGAGGCCCAGUCCGCCCAUGGGCAUGAAGGGGGGAAUGCUCCCCCCGCACAUGCUGCCCCCCCAUGCGCACCCCAUGUUCCUCCGCGGCCCCCCUGGGGGCGCUGGCCCCAUGGGCGGACCCAUGGGCGGAGGCAUGGGCGGAGGCAUGGGGGGAGGUAUGGGGGGAGGUAUGGGGGGAGGGAUGGGGGGCGCAGGGGGACCCAUGGGGGGAGGCGGCAGGCGGGGAGGAUUCGAUAUGGGGGGCGGAGGGGGCUUUUCCGGGGGGAUGGGCAUGCACCGAACGCCCCUUUCCCCCUCCCAUGCUGCCAGCUAUGCGACUGGGGGGGAGAGCAUGGGGGAAGGGGAGGGGCGCGCAGGGGCAAAGUCUAGGCGCCAGGGGAGGGGGCGAGGGGGCCGGGGGGAUAUGGAGGAGGAGGAUGAGGAGGGGGUUGGGGAGGAUGAGGGCAUGGGGAGGAGGAGAGAGGAUAGGAGGAGGGGGCAGAGAGAGUGGGAGGAGGAGGAAGAGAUGGAAAAGGGGAGAGGGAGAGAGGGCGGGAAAGGGCGAGGUUGGGACGAGUAUGGGGGCAAGGAAAGGAAGAGGAGGAGAGUGCGGGGGGAGGAGGGGCAUGAGGAAGCGGAUGAAGAGUGGGAGGAGGAGAGGGGACGGCGGGGGGAAUGGAGGGGGAGGGACGGCAGGGGGGAGAGGGAAUGGGGGAGGGAGAAGGGGGGCCUGUGGGGGGAGAGGGACCGGAGGGGCGGAAGGGGAGGAGAAGGGGAGGGGUAUGGCCGGCGGGGAAGGGGCAUGGGGAGGGAGGAAGGGGGGUUUGGAGAGGGGCCUAUGGGGGGAAGGGAACGGGGGGAGGAGAGGCGGGGGCGAUACAGGGGGGAGGAGGAGGGGCGGAGGGCAGGGGAAGUGGGGUGGCGGAGGGAGGGGCGCGAGGGGGGUGAGGGGGGCAGAGUAUCAGGGUUUGACAAGCGGGGGGGGGAGUUUGGGGAGGGGAAAGAGGGGAGGCGGGAGAAGAGGGAAUGGCCCGAAGAGAGAGGGGGCGAUGAGAAGCGGAGGCGGGGCGUGGGGCGGAGGGGAGAGGACGACAAGGGAGGGGAGUUUGGGCGUGCCAAGGGAAUGCGCGGAGGGGGCGAGUGGGAGGAGGAGAGGGAGGAGUGGGAUGGGUGGGGAGAGAGAGGCGCGUCUGUGGAACGGCGGGGGGGGCGGCGGGGAGAGGAGGAGGGGAAGAAGGGCAGGCGGGGGGGACGGGAGGAGUGGGAUGAGCGCGGAUGGGAGGAAAAUGUGGGCAGGGGGGAGGAGCAUGUGGGGAAGAGAGGGAAGAGGGAUGGGCGGGAGGGGAGGCAGUGGAGGGAGGAUAGGGAGAGUGAAGGAGAGGAGGGGUGGGCGGAGGGGAGGCAUGAGGAGGGCGCGAGGGGGAGGGGCAUGAAGGAGAAGCGAGGGAAGGGAGGGAUGGAGGAGGCGAGGGGCGGAGGGGAGGCGGAUGGGGAAGGGAGUUGGGCGUCUGGGGGCAGGGAAGGGCGGAGGGAGGGCGGAAGCAGGCGGAGGAGAGGUGGCUCGAGUGAAGGAGGGGAGGAGCUGGAGAGUGCAGGGGCGAGGGGCGCGCAGAGGGGAGAGGGCAGGGCAGAGGAGAGGGCAGCAGAGAGAGGAGAGGGGAAGGGCGCAGGGAGAGGUAAGGGGAAGGGGGUUGCGGCAGAGAGGGAGGAAGGAGGUGAGGGCGAGAGGAGGAGGGGGCGGCGGGAGAAGCGGGAAGAGAAGGAAGGGGGUGAGGAGGAUGGGAGGGAGGGUCGAGAGCAGAGCGAGAGAAAGGAGAAAGAUGGAGAGGAGGGAGGGGAAGAGGAGGGUAGAGAGGGUAAGGAACGGGAGUGGGGAGAGGGGGAGCAGGACGAGGAGGAGGAGGAGGAUGCGGGGGGAGACGCGGUGGACUAUGGCAGCAUGUGGGACGCUGAUGGCGAGGGGGAUGUGGGGAUGCACCCCCUGGAGAGCGGUGGGGGGGAUGCGGCGGAUGGCGGAGGUGGGGAGGAUGGGGGGGAUGGACCGGGUGAGAGGGGUGGGAGGGAUGAGAGGGGUGGGAGGAAGGGAGAGGGCCGAGAUGAUGGCCACAGCAAUGGGGAGGGCGAGAGGGAGGGCAGGGGGGAUGACGUGUGGCGGAAGGAGAGGGGGAGAGAACGGGAGAAUGAGCAAGAGAAGGGCAGAAAACACGAGAAAAAGGGGAGGAAGGGGCGGGAGGGGGAGGAGGUAGCAGCAAGAGAGGCAGAGGAGGAGGGGCGUGGCAACACAGCCAUUGAGCGCCCUCCCACCCCAACUGUUGACAUUGACGAUGAUGACGUGGCAGUGCCAGCUGGCACGGAGGAGGGGGGAGAGAAGGAGAGGAGGAAGCACGGGGAGCAGCUGGGAGAAGGAGGAGCGAGGGAGGGGGAUCGAGGUGGUAUGGGGGUGGUCAUGGGUCCGGGUGGGAGUGGGGGAGGUGGCAUGGUGAAGGGCGGGAGGAUGAUGGCAGGCGGUGGGGUUGGAAGGGAGGAGUAUGGGCAUGGCCCUCCCAUGGGCUAUGGGCGAGUGGCUGUGGAUGCGCCACUUGGCAGGAUGGGAGUGGACGGUGGGGGAUUUGGCAGGAGGGGAGGGGAGGUGCUGGGUCGGAGGCAGGAGGGGGCGAGGGAGGGUGGGGUGGGAGUGGGAGAGAGGGAGGAUAGAGAUAGGGAGGGAGGGGAGAGGAGGGGGGCGUGGAGGGAGGAGCGGGAGGAGAGAGGUGAGAGGGGUGAGAGGGGUGAGAGGGUGAAGGAGAAGUGGAAGGAUGAGAGGGACAAGGAUAGGGGAUUGAAGGAGGAGCGUGGGGGGAGUGUGGGUCCGGAGUCAGAGAGGAGUGCGCGGAGAGGGGUGAAGGACGAGAGGGGUGAGAGGAGGGAGAGAGGUGAGCGGAGGGAGAAGGAUGAGAAGAGUGAGAAGGUUGACAAGGGUGAGAGGAGCGGGAGAGGAGAUAAGGGGGAGAGGGGGGGGCGAGAGAGGGAGGAGAGGGAGGGAGGAAUGGAGAGGGUUAGCGAGGAGGGGAGAGGCAGGGAUAGGCAUAAGCAGAGGGGAAGGGAGAAAGGCGGGGAGAAAGAAAGAGGCGAGAAAGAGAGGGAAUGGGAGAGGGGAAGGGAGCGGGGAGCAAGUGUGGGUGAGGAGCGUGAUAGGGAGGUGGCAGGGAGGGGGGAGGAGAGGGCGGGGAUGAAGGGAGACAAGGAGGGGAGGCGAGGUGAGAGGGAGGGUUGGAGAGGUGGUGAGGGGGCAGGGCGAGAGGGUAUGGGGCGAGAGGGGGUGGGGAGCGAGGGUGCAGGCAAGGACGGGCCGGUGGUUGACCUGCGGGCCAAGCUGCGCGAGGAGAAGGAGAAGGGGCGUGGUGGGCGCGGCCGGGACAAGGACGUACGGGACUGGGAGGGCGACGAGCGGGAGGAGCGGAGCCGCGAGCGCGGGCGGGGGAGGGAUGAGAAGGAGAGGGGGAAGGAGCGAGGCAAGGAGAGGGGCGGCGGGUCUGACGGAUUGGGCGAGGUGGGAGGGGAGAGGAGGCGCGGAGGGGAGGCAGGAGAAGGGGAGAGGGGCGAGAGGCACGCACACCGGGGCAUGGGUGCUGCAGAGGAUGGCAGGCGGGCUGGUGGUGCCCCUCACUCGCCCUCCCCUGCUGCUGCUGACACUGCUGCUGCUUCAGGUGUUGGUGGCGGUGGUGUGCGGCGCAGUGCGGUGCAGCGCACUGACGGGCAUUUGGUGGUGCAGGUGGGGGGGCGAGGGGGGGACGGGGCGGCGGACAGGCGGGGAGGGGGGGUGUGGCGGGAGAGUCAGGGCCACUUAGUGGUGCACGUGGGGGGAGGGGGCGGGGGAGGGGAUGGUCGCAGGGCGAGUGGGGGGGAGGAGGGUGGUGCGGGCGCAUAUGGCGGGGCGAGUGGUGCAGGGGGGAGGAAGCGCAAGUCAGAUGACGGUGGGGACAGGCGCGGUGACAGGGAGGGGGCGAGCGAGGGAGGGGGGGGAGUGGGGAUGGGGGGAGAGGCGGGCAGCAUGGCAAGUGGGGGGGCAGGUGGCAGGGCGGAGGGGGAAGGGGCGGGAGGAGGGGAAGGCAAGACGGAGCGGCCCGCACGCAAGAGGCGGUGGGCGUGA